Messenger RNA from Mobula hypostoma (lesser devil ray), 4955 nucleotides. It is a transcript of the gene immp2l, whose product is annotated as inner mitochondrial membrane peptidase subunit 2. Gene Ontology annotation, cellular component: mitochondrial inner membrane peptidase complex; membrane. Gene Ontology annotation, molecular function: serine-type endopeptidase activity. The record is from RefSeq and is a predicted model, not a curated record. NCBI's taxonomy places the organism in Eukaryota, Metazoa, Chordata, Chondrichthyes, Myliobatiformes, Myliobatidae. The transcript has 6 exons. Bases 392 to 1015 code for a protein of 207 amino acids.
UCAAGUAAAUGCAGUCUACAUAUCUCAUGACAUGGUAAUCUGGAUUUGCUAGCGUCUUGGCCUCUGGUAACCAAUAAACACUCUAGUAAAUGUAUUCCAGCACUCCAGGAGGGUUGGCUGUCCCAAAACUAUUUAUAUUUUUAAAGUGCAUCUUCCCUUCACUUUCUAGUGUUUGCAGAUUUUGCACUUCCCUCUUCUGCAGCGCACACGGGUCAAACUUCCGACUAUUUUUUCUCCUCUAUUGAUGCUGCCUGACUUGCUGAGAUCUCCCAGCAUUUUGUGCGUGUUUUGCUCAAGAUUUCCAGCAUCUGCAGGAUCUCUAGAGGUUAUACUGUAGAGUAGAUUUUCCUUUUAAUAUGCAAAGCCAGACCAUUUCAUAAAAUGAGACGAGAUGAAAUGUCAUAUCGGGGUGACCGCGCCUCCCAGCGGCGCAGGCACGGGAGAGGCGCGGCCCCGCGGGAUAAUGGGACGUGGAACUAAUUUUGGCAAGCGGUACCUGAAGGCCUUUGUUAGUGGUUUCUUCGUUGCUGUUCCAGUUACUGUGACAUUUCUGGAUCGUGUUGCCUCCAUUGCAAGAGUGGAGGGUGCUUCAAUGCAGCCAUCAUUAAAUCCUCCUGGAGGAACUACCUGUGACAUAGUGCUUUUAAACCGAUGGAGUGUGAGGAACUAUGAAGUACAGCGGGGCGACAUCAUAUCUCUUCUGUCGCCCAAAAACCCAGAACAGAAAAUAAUCAAACGAGUGAUUGCCCUUGAAGGAGAUAUUAUCAAAACUAUGGGAUACAGGAACAGAUACAUCAAAAUUCCCAGUGGGCACUUGUGGAUUGAAGGAGAUCAUUAUGGCCAUAGCUUUGACAGUAAUGUUUUUGGACCUGUUUCUCUUGGACUGGUUCAUGCCCGUGCUUCACACAUCAUCUGGCCUCCAAAUCGUUGGAUGAAGUUACAAGCACAACUGCCUGAGAGACGCAGACCUCUGAUGUCUCAGGAUGAUGAAUGUGUCGAUGAAGCAGAUGGCUGAUUGAAGCAAGAUUCCAGCGCAAUCAACAAGCUGUUGUUCUAAUCGUGAAAGUGCUUUGUAACUUUUCAUUACAUUGCACAUUUCACACACAUGAAAUUUCUAAAGCUAAGAAAUACUUCUACAAUGUACUCUAUCACACAGAACAGGUUUAUUUGAUUUUUGCUACUGUUUGAGUUGUAUUUUUGUCAACCUUGAACAAUAUACCUGGUCUUUGAGCCAGAACUGAAUUUAUGAAGAAAUGUCAAUGAAAAUUUAUUCCAAUAAAUCCCAAUAGCACCAAAUCCUUUUUAUCCCAGUUAAGCGUUUAGAGAAUAUUUGAUGUCAUUGAUAUUAUGUUAAGAUUAGGGCGUGGAAAUUCCUGUGCCCACUUUUCAGCAUAUCUGUAGAAGAUUAGAAUCUUUAAAUUAUGGGCCGGACCCUAUUAUUUACUGUGGCAGAUUGAGUUAAUUCAUGCUUGAAGGAGCUGCUCUUCUUGACAUCCAAAUAGAUGGAAACAUGUUUAUAAUCUUUAUCUGUUUCAUUUUGCAAGCACUGACUGUAUACACCGCAAAGACUAUUGCUGAACUCAGCCAGUACGGGUGACAGAUCUCAUGAUGCAGGGGAAAUAGAUGGAAGAUCCAGUACACAUGUAGGAACCACCUAGAUAGCACUGAAAUUGUGCCCAGAUUUCUUCUGUGACAAUUGUUAUUUCUUUAGCGCCUAGACGUUUUUAGGUUAUGAGGUUAUAACAGCAGUGAUCUUUCACUUGUGAACCUUUGGCCUAAACCCAUCUUAAAUCCAGAGAAUAACAAUCACCUCUUCCUCUGCCACCCCAUACACAAAUAACCUGAAAUGUCUGAGCUCAAACCUGUUUCUCUUAGCUGCCUGCUGAUUACCCCACAUUUAAAAACAUUGACAUAAAGAGGACAACAAAUACUGGUAGUACACUAAUCAGGUACACUAUUGUCCAUGACAAGGGUAAUCUUUGGAGAAUGAUGUCCACGGAACAAGAUUAAAGUAACUUUGCCUUUUUGACAGUGUGGGUAUUUAAUAUUUUCACUGGGUUAGUACUAGCUUCUUCCUAGACACUUUCUCAGAGGUGAAUGAUGAUUUGCACCCACUCUACCAUUAUAAGUUCUGAAGUGGCUGCUAAAGCCUUGUGUAAAAAUGGGGACAGUGUGUAAGUCGUGUGCUCUCUUCCAUUUUUGUUGGAUUUCUCAGCGCCAUGUCAGAUGCUCCUUCUCCAUGCUGAUCAGACACAGGAUAAAUAUUCCCAAAAGCUAGCAAGGAUGCUACAUAUUUUUCCAAUCAGAUUUUGAGAAGAAUCCUUUAAACAUUUUCUCUGUUAUGCCAGUCUUUUGUAGUAACAAAGCUUGCUGUAAGAUGCCUGGUGCGCAGGUCACGUGGCUGAGAUGGCUGAGUUUCAUUGGAGCUUCAAUGCUGUAGGUGUUAGCCCAAAAGAACAUGUUGAUUAUGUUGGUGAUAUCUCUUUGACACGUCUUUUGUAAGUAGUUAUCUUUGAAGUUUAAGAGGAUGGGGACUACUGUUGUCAGUUAAAUUUAUCACUCACUACCUAGUUUGAAAUCUUGAUUUACAGCCAUCUCUCCUCAGACAACCAAAGGCUGAGCUUGUGCCACAGAGACAAUAGUGAAUUUUCCCAUUGAUGUCCUCCCACAUUGAAAGGUAAUAUGAUAUAAAUAUUGAUCCACACUUCCCAGGGUCUAGAGCUUUGGAGGAAGGUUAAUUUUUUUGUGGAUAGUAUGUGUAAAGCCAAGUUAUCACUGAGUAACCACGAGGAAAUUCCAUGUUUUACAGUACAUCCCAAUAUUCUGUUAAUUAAACAGAUCAUACAUUAAAUAUGUUAAUGAUGUUUUUGUCAACUUCUACACUUGAAGUAGAUUUUACUAUUUUUUGAUUUGUGUCUUACUUCAAAGAAAAUAAAUGGACAUUUUCAGUUUCUCAACAGCUUAGAAAAUUAUGACCUUAAAAUACAGAAUUUUAUCUCAAAGAACUCAAAAUGAUCAAUUUUAAUGUUUACUUCAUGAUAACCCUAAAGGUUAAUUUUACCAAAGAGAUUCAUAAAGUAUUAUUUUUCAAUCCAAAAAAAAAAUCCUGAUCUGCUUCUGAAUGUGAAUAACAUGUAAAACUGUUUGGAAGCUGUCAGGUUUUACUGUAUUUAGUUUAAUCUUUAAACAGUAAUUUUGUUUAUCAUGAGUAAGUUUGUUGAUUUCAUCUUUUCUAUAUUUUAGGUUGUAUAAAUACAACUUAUUUCUAUUUUUAUUCAAGGCUUAAAACAAACUUUCCUCUUCCCAUUUGCUAAAUGCUUCAGCAGAUAAUUUCAACACUUAUUAAGAUGGUAUUUAAUGCAGACAGGAAUGAAUAUCCCUUUGAUCCCUGCAGUUUAAGCUGGCAGUCAUUUUAACAACAGGAAAGGAAAUAGCAUUCAGGAUUGUUGGGACUCAUUGUCCAACAAUUUAAAAGUGUACAUGUGAGAUGAUUACACAAUGGUGUUCCAUGGGGUCUGUGCAUGUGCCAAACAAAGAUACUAUUUCAGCCAUAUUAACACAAAAAAGGUAUUCCAAAACAAAUCCCAUUUUAAAAAUUAAUACCCUUAAGAAGCGUUUGUGACAAACCAUUGGUAGAACCGUACUUCAAAUACACACAAAAUGUUGGAGGAAUUCAUCAAGUCAGGGCAGAUUCAAUACAGGGGAAUAAGCAAUCAGUGGUCUAGGCUGAUGAAAGGUCUUGGCCUAAAAUGUCGACUGUUUAUUCCCCUCUGUUGAUGCUGCUUAACCUGCUGAGUGCCUUCUGCAUAUAAUGUGUGUGUUGCUGUAGAUUUCCGGCAUCUGUAACAUCUCUUGUGAUUAUCUCAAUUAAUUCUUUCAAUGUGGUGGCUACUCAACGUGUAGCAGUUGAACCACAGAAUUAUGUGGUACUCAAAGUGCUUUUUAAAAAAAUUGUUGCUAUCAUAUUUCAAACUAAAAAUAGUUAUGGAUGGAGUACCAAAUCGUUAAGAAAAAGGCAAGGCAAAUAGUAAUUGUAUUCAAAUGGGUCUAGGAUGGCUGUGUGAACUUUUUUUCUCCAUCAACCACACAAAUAUAUACUAUCAAAAUAAUAGGUUGAAUAUUUUUUUGGAAGGUUAUGGGAUAGAUAAAGUACUAUAAGGAAUUGGUUUGUUGGCCAAACUAUCGGAUUGUAUACUCUGCAAUGUUACUUGAACACCACUUAUACUAUGUCUCGCUUUAGUUGCUCACUGAAGAUGAGAAGAACAUGCAACAACUGCAGUUCGGCUUCACCGGAGAAGAGCAUCUGGUGUGAACGAAUUGUGUGUAAACCUAAAGUGUGCUUAUCAACUCAGGGAAGGAUAACUGUAAAGGCAGAAAAAGCAAUACUGUGAGAGCAGAACUAGAAUUGAGCCAUAGUUAUGAUCCUUUCUAAAAUGAGAGAUGUAUGAUUGGCAAUUAAAAUGCUACCUCAAAGGCAAAUUACAAUUUCUUUUAAAUGGCAUGAUAGAAGUGAGUAGAAAUGCGAAAAAAGAUCAGCACAAACAAAAGUCUACUUUUAUUUCAGAAUUGUUAAAAAGGCAUUGUUAAUCCUAAAGUGCUCUGAAUCAAGAAAUUCCUAGAGAAAUUAUUUUUAUCAGUUCUUCAUUUGUGCUGUUACAGUUAUUUUUAUAUUUUUAUCAAAGUACUUUCAAAAUAAUUGGCAUUCCUUUUGAUAAUUCAGUGGUCCAGUGUUGGGGUUCCAGUUCAUGAAAACAGAAAUUCCUUUAUUUUUAAGCACAGAUUAUAAAAACCAAUGUGCCAAUGUGAUUCACAUGAUAUGCAUAAAUCUGUUGAAAAAAUAAAAAUGUGAAAAUAUAUGAUUGAAUGGUACAAUAUUUUGCUUUUGUUUCCUUUGAGCAAAUUGCAAUUUGCCACAAAUAUCUCUAAUUGUAUAGAAGUAUACACAAUAAAUUAAC